GUCAUGGGCUUGUAUUGUUGUGCGGUUCUAAUUGUUUAAUUUUUGUGUGUUUAAACCAUAUUCUUGUGUUUUUGUAGUGACCAGCACGUUAUAAAAUUUUGAAAUCAUGGCGUCUCAAGAAUUUGUACAAAAGCUAAGGGAAGAACGGCUUGCUAAAGAAAAGGCUAGAAUUCAAAAGCUUCGAGAACUGAACCUCAAAAAAUAUGGACACACCGAGCCAACAACGUCAACUGCAACUAAUCAUUCCACCACACUCCCUCUUAAAUCUAAAUCUACCACUUCCACUCUUGUAAGGAAUAAUUCCAGCUGUAAUCCUAUAAAAAAUCAAAAUAAAACACAAACAAACCCAAUAUCUUCCAAUCAUACAGUAAAAAAGGCAUUAACAGUUCAAGACUUUAAAGUUGUUAAAAAUAAUUUACCACAACAGAAUACUGUUCCAACACAAUAUAAUGGCAUGAUUAAAAAACCAAAUAAUAUACACACUAAAGAUUCAGCAAAUAAGCCAAAUAAUAACUUGGCUAAGCCAAAACCAUCGUGGAACAGCCGUUUAGGUGAAAUGAAGAACAAUAGAACUACCAAAAACCUUGCAAAUACUUCUAAACUACAGAAAAGUAUGUCUGUACCAGCAAGAUCUGCUAAAACUAACGAGUCUAGACAAAGUUUGAUUCCUAGAACUACAACUGUUCAGAAUAAUCGUGAAUCUGUGUUUGAACGAUUGUAUAAGCCAAAGAUAGUUCAGAAACCAACAUUUGACGAUGUUCAGAAACUCCGACACGAUCCGAACUUCUUAAAGAAAGUUAUAAGCGCGUCGAAUUUAAUCACAAAUAGACGACAUACCACAUUUGAACCGAGAUCAACUAAAGAGCCAAUCAGGCGGUCAAUUUCUGCAGUUCACUUGAAAAAGAUAAGCAAAUCCGAAAUAAAGAAUUGUAUUCACAAAUGGGCGUCCAUCGGAGAGAAAAUAGACAAAGCAAGCUUGAAAGAUAUCAAUGAAGAUGAGCACACCAAUGAAGAAAAAGUUGUAUCGGCUGUUAAAAGUGAACGUAAAAAGGUCAAAUUUCAAACACCGCUAAACAAUCCAGAGGAGAUGCUAUCGAAACUGAACAAAUGGUUACGUCUCCGCGGCAAAACUAUCGACUCCUACCCCCAUUUGAAAUGUUUCGGCAUCGCUCACAAUGAAAUAGAAAUACCCAAAUUCGAUUACGACGAUGAGAACAAAGAAAACAUAGCACUAGAACACGAUAGUGAUAAUGAAUCUUUCACCGAACUGAAUUGUAAGGAAGUAAGCGAUAUGGAUAAGUGGAGGAGCCCCAGUUGUGUGGAUAGUGUGGACUUCAACGAGAGCUAUCAAACAACUAUGACGUCGGAGAUAUCGCCGCGUGAAGACGAAUUGUUGCUAGGUGCUUUGAAUCAUUUGACGGAACUGUUGAAGCUUGGCUACAACUGGGAGGACUGCGCACGUUGGCUACGCAUAAUCCGCGAUAGAGAUCACAGGGCACAAGAAACAGCCGCGUACUGGGAGUGCCGAGCCCUACUCGAGGAGAGACGAGGAGAUUUGCCAGCGUCCAUGCAGUGUUGGGAGCAGGCUGUUUGUAAGGGAGCGGAGAGUUCUGUAGCCGAAGCUAAUUUGGACCAACUGCUAGACAAGUUCAUGCAACUGAAGAUAAAUCCCAGUUCAGGCAAGAAAAAUGUGGAUGCGAAAUUGGUGGAUGCCAAAAAUGUAUUCAAGAGCACGCUGAUACGGUUCGCGAUACAGGAGGCGAAGAACAAUAUGCCCAACUUACCAAAAGUGACGGUUACUCCAGUCCGCAGAAGCACACGACUGAGUUGUUAUCAAAAACAUACGCCACUAAAACUAUUCAAUACUAUACAACAAGCUAUAGAAUCAGAACAUGCGGAAUUUAGACCGAAUAGGGCUAUGGCUGGAACACCUUAAAACAAUAAAUAUAUAUGUCGCAGUCAUCUGACUAAAUAUGCUAU
Colias croceus (clouded yellow) is the source of this 1980-nucleotide messenger RNA. RefSeq lists its product as uncharacterized. NCBI's taxonomy places the organism in Eukaryota, Metazoa, Arthropoda, Insecta, Lepidoptera, Pieridae. The record is from RefSeq and is a predicted model, not a curated record. The transcript has 7 exons. The coding region runs from base 107 to 1936 and encodes 609 amino acids.